This is a messenger RNA of Fusarium subglutinans, 1314 nucleotides long. Its product is annotated as oviduct-specific glycoprotein. The transcript is spliced from 4 exons. The record is from RefSeq and is a predicted model, not a curated record. Bases 1 to 1314 code for a protein of 437 amino acids. NCBI's taxonomy places the organism in Eukaryota, Fungi, Ascomycota, Sordariomycetes, Hypocreales, Nectriaceae. Gene Ontology annotation, molecular function: metallopeptidase activity.
AUGGCUCCUACUAUGCCUCGAAUGGCGGCCUAUGGCCUCUUACUCCUCGGUUUACCUUCCACCACUCUCGCUAAGCCAGUGGGAAUCCAGGCACGCCAAAAUGUCCCUGGCGACACGCCUUUCGUGAGCUUUGAUGCUUGCAGUGAUUCUCAACGCCAGGACAUCGAGAAGGCCUGGGCCGAUGUGGUCACGCUCGCCGGUGUUUCAAAACAGUUCAAUCCUCCCGGCACGAUCGAGUCGAGAAUCUUCGGAGAUGACAUCAACGUAAGAUUCGAGGAUAUAUCCCGUAUAUACACUAUUUUCCACAACAUCGAGGAACUGAGUAAGAAUGGGCGCAAGAUGCAGAUUUCCUGCCAAGAUAUCUACCAGGACCACAGGGGGGCGAAUGACCAGGUUACAUGUAAAAACGUGAUUCAGUCUUCAUCUGGCUCCAUCGGCGCCUACGCAUUUUCCACCGAGCCGACCAUCGAGAAGUCCACCAUUGUUCUUUGCGAUCCCUUUUGGGCGCCCGGCCAAGAGUUUCUGGGGGAAAUAGUUGAUAAUCUCCGCAAGGCGCCAGAGGGUGACAGAAAGAACCCAAAUCUCAUGGUCGGCAAGGGUAAAAUUCUACUUCACGAGCUGACGCAUCUUACCGCAUUGGCAGAGACAUCGACGAAUGACGUUAUUGUCAUCGAUCAACUCCUCAAUGACGACUCCAAUGUAAAGGCUUAUGGGAUUAGAUUGGUGGAAAGGCUGGCCAGAAACAAGAAUUGGCGCGCUCGUACCGCCAAGAAUGCUGACAGUUACGCAUGGUAUGCGACCGAGAAGUACUUUGAAGGCAUGUUCGGCACUCCCAACGCAGCCUAUGAGAAGAGAGAUGGAGAUGAGGAUGAUACUUCACCCGAACAACCGGCGCCUCCCGCAGCUCCCACCAAGGCACUCAACAUCAUCCUCGAGAACAAGCGUCACGGAGUCCCGAAUGAUAAAGACUUCUACGAUACAAUGAACUGGCUAUUCUACUCCACCGACUAUGGGACUGCUUCCCAGUGUGCACUCAACCCAGCUCUCGCCACUCAUGCCGAUGUAUCUAUUGACACCCUAUCGAUCAAUGCUCUGAGAGACGACCACUUUCCUGGUGGCACAUUCGAUAUCAAGACUCAAGAUGGAGACUGCCAGUAUAAGAACGAUGGCACAGGAAACCCAGGAGCUUUGUGGUGUGGUGAGCAGGGACACUCAUGCAGGGCACACCCGGACAGACGGACCUUCACUUACUGCCGCGACCUUGACAAGUCUGCGCAGAUUCAGCAUGCAGCUAUGGUUGUUUGUGAGUGGUAG